AUGGGCCGCUGGCAGCCCUAUCUCUACAAUGCGACCCCAAGGGACUCUUUCACGGACACGGCGGAGACAAUCUUCAACCCCAAGGCCGUCACCAUGGCGAGCCGUCAGCCGCCCUCACCACCCAAGAAGAAGCCCAAUGGCCCUUUGAUCAACUUCAACCAGCAUCCAGACAGCUACCUGAUCCUUCCCUAUGGCAAAACCAACGCUAAGCCGAUGAGCCCGAAGGUUAAGACGAUCAUCACGUAUAUGCGAUGGAUACAGCUCUUCUUCCGGAUAUUUACCCUCUUCGGCGCCGUGGGAGUGCUGCUGUGUGGCAUUUUCAUCAAGGGAGCUCAGAAUACCGAAGGGUACAUAAUGAGGAUUCCACCUGGCAUCGAUAUUGUAGUCAUCCUUUAUGCCAUCUACCAUCUCCUCCGGGCUGCAAAAGCACGACCUCCGGCCAGCUCUGCCAGCUACCACUUCUUUGCCUUGGUCACCGACGCUGGAUUCAUACCUUUCUACGUCUUCACCGCACUACUCUCGAGGCGUAAUCUCAACCAGGAAGCUGGAACAAGCGGGCGGUGGCGGACUUUCUUCCCCACCGACGAGGAGACGAACAAGGUGUUGCAGACAGCAUGGCUCACGGCGACCAGUGUGGCGGGCCUGCAUUGCGCGUCGCUAUUCUUGGAUCUGUACCUUGUGCUUAUUUUCAGGAAGAUCGCUCGUCUUCCUCCGGAUAUGAACCCACUUGAGGAAAACUUGACGUCUCGGCGCAAGAUGAAGCACAAGCACAAGAACUCUUCCAUCUCCGCGAUCACCCCUCUCACUCAGGACGAGAAGCGCUUCAGCGCCCAAAGUUCGAACACGAACAUCACUGGCAACAGGAACUCCCAAGCCGACACCUUAAUUGCCCAUGAGAUACCCUCUCCGGAGCGCAAGACGAUGUCUUUUAUGCAUACGCGGACAAACUCGGACAUGGCUUACUCGCCUCAUACCCCAAAUUCGGCCCGACAAUCACGAGAGAGGUUCUCCAUGUACUCCCAGCCUCCUUCUGCUCGGCAUUCGCGCGCCGACCUGAACCGUCGAGAGGACCUGCACCGCAGAGACGAAGACGACAAUGAAACACUGGCCCAACGGAAGUCAUUCCUCGCGCAACAGGCCAUCAAGAGAGCGUCCAGGCCCAACUCUUUCGUUACAAACUCGUCCAAGCAAGACUUCUACACUCCUCCCACCACUGCCGAGAAACAAGAUACGGCCGGCGAUAUCUCCCUUCAGAACAAUCGCGAGGCCCUGCAGUCCGAUAACUGGUUCGUCCACGAGGGACAAGACGACACGGAGGAUGAGCGUUAUGCAGCGCCCAAACCAUCUCUUUUCCCCUCCAAGAAACAGGGUUAUAACACUGUCUCGAUGGAUGACGACGUCUCAGAUGAUGACUUCGAUCCUCCGAUGAUGCCUCAACCUCUCCGGAUGAACCCUCCCACCCCACCGCCCACGAAAUCCUUCCAUGAAGCUAGGAGCACACCGCCUUCUAAGCUGACGAGGAAUCAGACGAUAACCUCGUUGUCCAGCGAGGCGACGUUCAGCCGGUCUCCUACACGCGCUUCGGCCAAGUCACGGUACUAUGGAGAUCUGAAGGCAGCUACCCAGGGGAUCCGAGGGGGUUCGCCAGCUAACUCGCCUGGUGCGUCACCCACCAAGAGUGGGUUUACGCCAAACAGCCUGCCUAGCUCGGCGAGGCAAUACACGACGAACUCGCCCGCUGCACCCAAAAUCCAGAAUGUCCCGUUCAGCUUGGACAAGAAGUCGUUCGCAAGUGUACGGAAGACGGGCGAAACAGGCUAUAUUCCUGUGAAGGGACAUUCUCCUCGGGUUAUCAGUAGGUCGGGAGUUGAUUAUGAAGGGGGCUCAUACUUUGACGAUUCGGACCUGGGGACACCAGGACGAAGACGCGACGUCAGCGGAAAGAUUGCAGAAGAAGGCCGUGGCGGAGUGGCAGAUCUCGCUAGCCGAUGGGGUGGCAUGAAGGACCAUGGGCUGACGUACAGAAAGGUGAGUGGUGUGGCAUAG
Messenger RNA from Trematosphaeria pertusa, 2046 nucleotides. RefSeq lists its product as uncharacterized. The transcript has 2 exons. Bases 1 to 2046 code for a protein of 681 amino acids. Lineage: Eukaryota; Fungi; Ascomycota; Dothideomycetes; Pleosporales; Trematosphaeriaceae. The record is from RefSeq and is a predicted model, not a curated record.